Molecule: messenger RNA, 3414 nt
Organism: Suricata suricatta (meerkat)
Lineage: Eukaryota; Metazoa; Chordata; Mammalia; Carnivora; Herpestidae
Gene: PLA2G6
Product: phospholipase A2 group VI
Exons: 17
Coding region: 277-2787 (836 amino acids)
Biological process (GO): positive regulation of ceramide biosynthetic process; cardiolipin acyl-chain remodeling
Cellular component (GO): mitochondrion
Molecular function (GO): protein binding
Source: RefSeq, a predicted model, not a curated record
UAGCAGGAGUUACAGAGGCAGAACUGUCAGCGUCCCCGUCACCACAGAAGCUCUUGGCGUUUGUGGCUUCUCUACCUGUGGCAUCUGAGAGCUGCUCAAAGCCUCAGGGGCACAGGAGCGGACAGUCCCUGUCCGAUGACCUUGGUGUCACCUGCCCCACCGCCUACGUGAAGGAAGCAAGUCCAGGUCCCUCCAGGCCCAGAACCAGGAGAGCAGCCCUGGCGGGGAGCGAUCCGGGAGCCUGUGCAGGGCACUGCUACCCUUGGUGAGGUGGGCAUGGGAGACCGAGCCCAGCUGACCAGAGACCCCGUUUUCUUCCAGACCGAGGGGGCAGGUGGCGGGGCCUCCCCACCUGCCCCGCGGAAGAUGCAGUUCUUCGGCCGCCUGGUCAAUACCCUCAGUAGCGUCACCAGCUUGUUCUCGAACCCGUACCGGGUGAAGGAGGUGGCUGUGGCGGACUAUGUCUCCAGUGGCCGGGUUCGGGAGGAAGGGCAGCUGGUGCUGUUCCAGAACUUUCCCAGCCGCACGUGGGACUGCGUCCUGGUCAACCCCAGGAACUCACAGAACGGAUUCCGACUCUUCCAGCUGGAGGGAGAGGCGGACGCCCUGGUGAACUUCCAGCACUACUCCUCCCAGCUGCCGCCCUUUUACGAGAGCUCCAGCCGCGUCCUGCACGUCGAGGCCCUGCAGCAGCUGACCGACCUCAUCCGCAGCCACCCCAGCUGGUCGGUGGCCCAUCUGGCCGUGGAGUUGGGCAUCCGGGAGUGCUUUCACCACAGUCGCAUCAUCAGCUGUGCCAACAGCAGGGAGAAUGAGGAGGGCUGCACCCCCCUGCACCUGGCCUGCCGCAAGGGUGACGGGGAGAUCCUGGUGGAGCUGGUGCAGUACUGCCACGCCCAGCUGGACGUCACCGACGACAAGGGAGAGACUGCCUUUCACUAUGCCGUCCAGGGCGACAAUUCCCAGGUGCUGCAGCUUCUAGGGAAGAACGCGUCGGCCGGCCUGAACCGGCUGAACGACCAAGGGCAGACGCCUCUGCACCUGGCCUGCCAGAUGGGGAAGCAGGAGAUGGUCCGCGUACUGUUACUGUGCAACGCUCGGUGCAGCAUCAUGGGGCCCGCCGGGUACCCCAUCCACACAGCCAUGAAGUUCUCCCAUAAGGGGUGUGCUGAAAUGAUCAUCAGCAUGGACAGCAGCCAGAUCCACAGCAAGGACCCUCGCUACGGAGCCAGCCCCCUCCACUGGGCCAAGAACGCAGAGAUGGCCCGCAUGCUGCUGAAGCGGGGCUGCGACGUGAACAGCACCAGCAGCGUGGGGAACACAGCCUUGCACGUGGCCGUGAUGCGCAACCGCUUGGACUGCGUCAUGGCCUUGCUGACCUACGGGGCCAACGCCGAGGCCCGCGGGGAGCACGGCAACACGCCGCUGCACUUGGCCGUGUCGAAAGACAAUGUGGAGAUGGUCAAGGCCCUCAUUGUGUUUGGGGCAGAGGUGGAUACCCCAAAUGACUUUGGGGAGACUCCUGCAUUCAUAGCUUCCAAGACCAGCAAACUUGUCACCAGGAAGACGCUCUUAACUCUGCUGAAAGACGUAGGGGCCGACUACCGCCUCCCACUCACCCAAGGGGCCCCCUCGGAGCAGGGCUCCACUACGACACAUCACACCCUGUUCUCCCUGGAAAGAUCUCAGCCCCCACCGAUCAGCUUAAACCUAGAACUGCAGGACAUCGUGCACAUCUCCCGGGCCCGGAAGCCAGCGUUCAUCCUGAACUCCAUGAGGGACGAGAAGCGGACCCACGACCACCUGCUCUGCCUGGACGGAGGGGGCGUGAAAGGCUUGGUCAUCAUCCAGCUCCUCAUCGCCAUUGAGAAGGCCUCGGGUGUCGCCACCAAGGAUCUCUUUGACUGGGUGGCGGGGACCAGCACGGGAGGCAUCCUGGCCCUGGCCAUUCUGCACAGCAAGUCCAUGGCCUACAUGCGGGGCGUGUACUUCCGAAUGAAAGACGAGGUGUUCCGAGGCUCGAGGCCCUACGAGUCGGGGCCCCUGGAGGAGUUCCUGAAGCGCGAGUUUGGGGAGCACACCAAGAUGACUGACGUCAAGAAACCCAAGGUGAUGCUGACAGGGACGCUCUCGGACCGACAACCCGCUGAACUUCACCUCUUCCGGAAUUACGAGGCUCCAGAGUGCGAGCGGGAACCCCGCUUCAGCCAGAAUAUCAACCUGAAGCCUCCCACCCAGCCCUCAGAGCAGCUGGUGUGGCGAGCUGCCCGGAGCAGCGGGGCGGCCCCCACCUACUUCCGGCCCAAUGGGCGCUUCCUGGACGGCGGGCUGCUGGCCAACAAUCCCACGCUGGAUGCCAUGACCGAGAUCCAUGAGUACAACCAGGACCUGAUCCGCAAGGGCCAGGGCAGCAAGGUGAAGAAGCUCUCCAUCGUGGUCUCUCUGGGGACAGGAAGGUCCCCACAGGUGCCUGUGACCUGUGUGGAUGUAUUCCGUCCCAGCAACCCCUGGGAGCUGGCCAAGACUGUUUUUGGGGCCAAGGAACUGGGCAAGAUGGUGGUGGACUGUUGCACGGAUCCGGAUGGGCGGGCCGUGGACCGGGCCCGAGCCUGGUGUGAGAUGGUGGACAUCCAGUACUUCAGAUUGAACCCCCAGCUGGGGACAGACAUCAUGCUGGAUGAAGUCAACGACACAGUGCUGGUCAAUGCCCUGUGGGAGACGGAGGUCUAUAUCUAUGAGCACCGGGAACAGUUCCAGAAACUCAUUCAGCUGCUGCUCUCACCGUGAGGCCACUAGGCCCACCCCCACCCCAGCACCCCACCCCCGACCCCCCUGACGGAGAGGCCGGGCAGUGUAGAACCAGUGCACCACGGGGCAGAGCUGGGCCUAGGCAGCUCGGCAUCUAUAGACCAGACAUACCAGGCCUCAGAGGGUGCUGGGCUUCGUGCCCGAGGCUGGUCCUGGGGCCUGCCCACACCGUCCCGCCUUCUGGUACUUUUUGUCAUUCCAGGCUUAGAAAUCCUAGCACCUCACUAGGGCCCUCUCCUUGACCACCAAGGACAACUGACCCUUGGGCCCCUAGCCCUGUUAGCUCAGAUACUAAGGGGGUCUCCCAGGUCCCCUGGGGGGGGGCUGCCAAGACCCCUUCCACCCUCUGUCCUCUUCCCUGGGGUAGGGGGGUGGAGAAACGGGCCUUUGCCCACCCAUCAGCAGGGGGAACCCAGGCCCCGCCCAACUCUGCCCUCAACACACAAGGCAGCCGCCUGCACCCCUCAGGGGCUGCCCCACCCUGGGAGCUGGCUCAGCUCUCAAAGGUCGCUCCUGGGACUUCAGUUAUCCACUCCCCGCCCCCUUAGGAAGUGAUGAUGGUGGGGCCCCGCCCUGAACUGAAAUAAAUGGUUUGAUUCAAGUUCA